Linum trigynum is the source of this 729-nucleotide messenger RNA. The record is from the annotation of a GenBank genome assembly. NCBI's taxonomy places the organism in Eukaryota, Viridiplantae, Streptophyta, Magnoliopsida, Malpighiales, Linaceae.
AUGUUGAAGCAGUUCAACAUCAGCAUGCCGUUCGUGGAAGCACUGUCGAAGAUGCCCAAGUACGCUAAAUUUAUGAAGGACCUCCUCACCACAAAGAAGAAACUUGGGAAUCUUUCGACAGUGAUGCUGAGCGAGGAGUGUUCUGCUAUCUUGCAGAACAAGCUGCCCGAAAAGCGCAAAGACCUAGGGAGUUUUACUAUCUCUCUUGUUAUUGGCAGCAUGCAUGUAGGAAAGUCCUUGGCGGACCUAGGCGCUAGCAUUAACGUCAUGCCUUACAAAUUGUUUAAAAAGCUAGACCUAGGUGAACCUAGAGCUACUAGGAUGAGCAUUCAGUUAGCUGACCGUUCUAUUGUGCAUCCUAGGGGUAUCAUAGAGGAUCUGCUUGUUAAUGUGGGUGCAUUCACAUAUCCUGUUGAUUUUAUUAUUCUGUAUAUAAAUGAGGAUGUGGAUGUGCCUUUGAUUUUGGGUAGACCAUUUCUCGCCACCGCAAAGGCGCUUAUUGAUGUGCAUAGUGGUAAAUUGAUAUUGCGUGCUGGGGAUGAACAUGCUACUUUUUCUGUGUCUGAGAAUGGGAAACACUCCCAUUUGCAUGAUGACCUAGAUUACUGUGAUGUGCUUAUUGAUUUUGAGACCGCACUCGCUAUAACGAGUGCAUGGACUGACGAUGCUCUUAAGCAUUGUAUUUUUCUAGGUGAGCAGGCAUCGCAGGAGCCGCAGUUGGAGGAGUAG